AAAAACAUCUCGGAAUGCCUUUAGCAGUUUAACGGAAAACGUAUGCCCCACGCAUUAUGCUGUGCUUGCCAAAAGCACACUGGCACAAAUAAUCGUGUUUAACAGGAGGAGGGCUGGAGAAGUGUCUAAAAUGCAUCUUAAACAUUUUUAUGAAAGAGACCAGACAGACCUUCACAAAGAUGUUGCCAUGGGGUUAACAAAUUUUGAGCAGAAACUGUGUAAUCAUUUUAGCCGAAUUGAGAUAAUGGGGAAAAGGGGGCGAAAGGUUGCGGUACUGCUUACACCAAACAUGGUGGAGGCAUUGACAUUACUUGUCAGCAAGAGAAGUGAGUGUGGUGUUGAUGGUGCCAAUGUCUUCUUGUUUGGAAGACCCAAAUGUUUGAGUCACUACAGGGGACAAGACAGUUUGAGGAUUCAUGCAGGUCUCUGCGGAGCAAAAAAUCCACAAUUCCUCAGGUCCACACAACUCAGAAAACACGUUGCUACAUUGUCCCAAAUUUUAAAUUUGAAAAAAAAUGAACUUGACCAACUUGCUGACUUUCUUGGCCACGAUAUUCGGGUACACCGAGACUACUACAGGCUUCCAGAAGCCACCACCCAGCUGGCCAAAAUCUCAAAACUUCUUUUGGCUAUGGAAAAAGGAUGUCUUCCUGAACUCCAGGGAAAAUCACUGGCUGACAUUGAAAUUGAAGAUCACAUACAGCUGAGUGACCCCGAAGAUGAAUGUCGUGAUAGUGAUGGCGUUGAAUCAUCUGAUUCCGCUGAGUCAGCAGGUGUCACAGUAAAUAAUGAAGCUGAAGUCAGUACAUCCAUGGAGCACGUCACUGAUGAUGGAGUUUCUCUUGGUGGUGCUGAAAGGAUUGAGACUCCGAAACGGAUGACCAAAAUGAAGUGGUCAAAAGCAGAGGUUGCUGCCGUCAUGAAGUACUUCAAAAGGCAUAUUGAAACUGGAAAGCUUGCAACCAAAGCUGAAUGUGAACAGUGCAAG
Molecule: messenger RNA, 988 nt
Organism: Paramormyrops kingsleyae
Lineage: Eukaryota; Metazoa; Chordata; Actinopteri; Osteoglossiformes; Mormyridae
Source: RefSeq, a predicted model, not a curated record